AUGGGGCUACCGAGGAAGACGUGGAUUAUCAUCGGGGUGGUGGUCGUGUGCGCUGUCGUUGGCGUGAUUGUCGGCGUGGUGAUGACCAGCGGGUCAUCUAGUUCGACCAGCUCCACUGAUGGUGUCGACGCCAGCUCUUCGGAUUCGAGUAGCAGAGCGUACACCUCCGACGGCACUGCAUCAUCAACCAAGAAGACGACAAAGAGCAAUAAAAGUGGCUCCUCCAGCAUCACGUCGGACCCCACCAGCGUCACCUACUCGUUGUCUGCCUUUGCUAUCGGAGACUGGGGCACUACUGUCUCGCAGGAUUCAUGUUGUACUCGCUCUUCUACCUACAACGACUACGACAUUAAUGCCGAGGAUAUCGUGGCCAAUCUGAUGAAUCAGCAGGCCGGUAGUGCUGAUGUUGCCCCGAAGAUUAUCAUCAGCCACGGCGAUAAUUUUUAUUGGACUGGUAUCAACAGCGAUAACGGUCGUGACACUCGUUUCACGACGACAUUCGAGGAAAAAUACGACGGUGAAAACAUCAAAACGAUCCCGUGGGUGAAUGUUUUGGGUAACCACGACUAUGGUGGGGCCGACUACAUUUGCUCGGAUUCGGGCGACGGCACUGCUGCGUGCUCCGACUCGGACGAGCUUGUCACCGCUUUGAAAAACAAAUUUUCAUGGCAGUCAACGUACACGAGCCCGAACGACGAUCGCUGGAUUUUAGAGGACCAUUUCUACGUCUACACUAUCGAAGACGCAGAUUCUGGUGUGAGCAUUGACAUCUUUAAUGUGGACUCGGGCGAUGCUGAUACCCACGGCGCGAUGCAGACUUGCUGUCAAUGCUACGGCUACGCUGGAGACGAUGACGACACCUGUGAUAACGUAUCUCGUGGAGACGAUGCUUGUUGCGGAGGUGACACAGACAUGUAUGACGAGUGCAUGGCCCAAUUCACCGAGUGGAGCGAUGAUUCUCGCACGCAACUCGCUGCAAAUAUCGCCAACUCGACGGCAACGUGGAAGAUUGUCAAUAGUCACUACAACCCGUAUGCUCACUAUGCUGAAGCAGGCAUGCAGGAGUGGUUCGAUAUCAUCAAUGGAAGUGAUGUUCAUUUGUGGUUAAAUGGACACACCCACGGCAUCCAAAAGGAGUCUGCAAGCGGUAUCCCGACGUAUGCCGAGGACUAUGUGGAGAAUCUGUGGGUAUACGAUGGUACGGAGUAUGGUUUCUUCUCGCUCACUGCGUCGGAGGACUGGCUGAAGCUGCAAUACCACACGGCCGAUGACUCGUGGUCGUAUGCGGAGAGCUUUAACUCUACCACUAUUGGAGGCGUGGCAACCAAACACUGCUGGUACGUCCCGAAUGAUGGAACCUACGGCCAGGACUGCACGUCCUCAUCUUCGUCCUCGUCGAUACUAUCUAGGAAGAUGUAG
This is a messenger RNA of Phytophthora nicotianae INRA-310, 1419 nucleotides long. RefSeq lists its product as hypothetical. The coding region runs from base 1 to 1419 and encodes 472 amino acids. The transcript is spliced from 2 exons. Gene Ontology annotation, molecular function: ferric iron binding; acid phosphatase activity; ferrous iron binding. The record is from RefSeq and is a predicted model, not a curated record. Lineage: Eukaryota; Oomycota; Peronosporomycetes; Peronosporales; Peronosporaceae.